UCCACCACAGUGCUAAUUUGGCUUUUAUCAGAUUCCUGUCACUUUAAGGUGUUUGUGGGGACCAGAGUGGCAGAAGUACAGGACUUGACUGAAUCUGUCACCUGGCGUUACGUACAGUCAUCCGACAACCCAGCAGAUGCAAUUACAAGAGGAAAGUCUCCCUCUGAUCUCAACAAAGACAGCAGAUGGAACCAAGGCCCAGCAUUCCUCAGACAAAGACCAGACAGCUGGCCAGAGAUGCCACCAUUAGCUCACGUAAGUCAAGACGGUGAGCUGAAAAGGUCAACUUUCUGUGGACUGUUAACUUCUGCUCUGUCACUGCCAGAUCCUCAUCAAUAUUGCACAUUCACAGACUACUUAAAAGCUCUUAUAAAACCAUCAGCAGAAAGCUCUCCCUCCAUUGCAACUGCAGAAGACUAUAUAGAAGCUGAACUCAAAGCCCUCCGACAGAUCCAGGCAGAAUCAUUCCCAGAUGAGAUAUUGCACUUGAAAUCUGGUAAACCUCUACCAAGCAAUAGUUGACUGCUUUGCCUAGCCCCAGAACUAGAUAUCAGAACCAAUCUCAUUCGGGUUGGCGGUCGCCUCCGAAAAAUCAGUCAACUAGAUGAGGAUACUAUUCACCCCAUUGUCCUUGACCCACAUCACCCGCUCACCAAACUAAUUAUCAAAGACUAUGAUGACUGUUUGCAUCACCCUGGACCAGAGAGGGUGUUUGCGGAGCUCAGGAGGAAAUACUGGGUAUUAAGAGGACGAGCAACAGUCAAACAUCACCAACGCCAAUGCGCUGAAUGCCAAAAAUGGCGGGCUAAACCGCAUCCCCCCAGGAUGGCAGACCUCCCACCUGCCAGGUUAAGAAUUCACCAGCCAGUUUUCUAUUCAACAGGUAUAGAUUGCUUUGGUCCCUAUCUCAUAAAGUUUGGACGGCGAAAUGAGAAGCGUUGGGGGAUCAUCUUCAAGUGUAUGACCACCCGUGCAGUGCAUAUUGAUCUCCUCACAAGUAUGGACAGUGACUCAUUCCUGAUGGCCCUUCGUCGCUUCAUUGCUCGUCGAGGGAAACCCUUUGAAAUCCUGUCAGAUCAGGGAACAAAUUUCAAAGGUGGUGAAAGGGAACUUUGGGAUGCCUACACUGCUCUUCAACCUGAGCUCCAAGCUCAACUGGAAAGCCAGCAAAUUAAGUUUACAUUCAAUCCACCUAAUGCCCCACAUUUUGGUGGAUGCUGGGAGCGGGAAAUUCGGUCCUUGAAAACAGCCCUGCAAGUGACACUCGGAGCACAGACGGUCACUGAAGAAGUAUUGCGGACUGUUCUCAUUGAAAUUGAGGGGAUCCUCAAUGCCAAACCUCUUGGUUACACAUCUUCAGACAUUGCUGACCCUGACCCAGUUACACCCAACAUCCUGCUGAUGGGGCGGCGGGACGCCUCACUUCCCCAAGUGACAUACCAGGAUUCUGAGCUUCUGAGUCGACGGAGAUGGAGGCAUAGUCAGCUGCUAGCUGAUCACUUUUGGAGGCAAUUCAUCUGUAACUACCUACCCAGCCUUCAAACCAGACAGAAAUGGAUGUCAGAAACGGACAACCUACGGAUAGGUGAAACUGUUAUGAUUGUGGAUCCACAGCUACCUCGUGCACUUCGGCCUGUAGGAAGGAUUGUUCAAGUUUUCCCUGGGAAGGAUAACAGAGUCAGAUCAGCUGAGAUCAAAGUGAAAGACAGAACUUACCUAAGGCCAGUGACCAAGAUCAUCUGCCUACCUCCUGUGACUGAAUGACAUUCCAGUACUUAGUAAGGCCUUUCUUGUUCAAAUUCACCUUGUGAAUUUGGGGGCGGCUGUAAGAAAGGCCACCCCUUGAAAGUGAACUCUUCCGAACCCUCCCGCCUGUGUUCGUGAUUUGGACUGUUCCAAAACUUUCCGCGGAGUGAGAACUAAGACAGUAUAGAGGCUGGAUGUGUAGAUGUGUUUAUAGUCAAUAUUUCAUAGUUAAAUUAGUUAGAAGUGGCCCGUUUAAGGAUUGUGUGGAUAUAUGUGUGCGUGCAACUAAUCAACCACACACACAUCUUUGCACAAUAAAUCACCCUGAAGUACAUUCCUGGUGUGAGACCUAAUGUUCUGACCGGACACCCUGUAGCCGUUCAAUGAAUCCGAACCUGAGUUAGACAAGAGUAGUCAGCAGUUUUCUCACCUGGGGCUGAGCUUCCUGUUUGGUAGCCACAAUUUGAGGUCCCUUGUAGAGAGCCAGACCCGCUGUCCUGGUUGGUAGGGAGGAUGUGGAUGAUGUCGCUUGUUGGCCUGGAGUUCCUGCACUCUCACAGCUCGCUGAAGACGUAUGUGUGCACUGUCCCACACCCUCUCACUAUGCCGGAUCCAAUCGUCCACAGCAGGGACCAAUGAGGGUUCGCCAGACCACGGAAACAAAGGGGGUUGAUAUCCAAGGACGCACUGGAAGGGAGUCAGACCUGUGGAUGAGUGAGUCAAUUAAUUUUGUGCGUAUUUCAGCCCAUGGAAGGAAUUCAGACCAUUGGUGCUGUUCUCGGCUGCAAUAUGAUUGAAGAUAUCUGCCUAGCUCUUGGUUUAAUUGUUCGACUUGUCCAUUUGCCUGGGGGUGGUAUCCUGAUGUGAGGCUGACAUUGAUGUCAAGAUGCUUGCAGAAAGCUUUCCAAACUUGGGAUGUAAACUCGGUUCCUCUGUCACUGACGAUAUCAUCUGAUAUACCAUAAAUUCGAAAGACGUGAUGAAACAGUGUUUGUGCAGUCUCCAUGGCUGUGGGAAGUCCUUUUAAGGGGACCAAACGACAGGAUUUUGAGAAACGGUCAAUGAUAACCAGAACAGCAGUGAAGCCGUUGGACAAAGGCAGGUCUGUGACGAAGUCAAUAGAGAGAUGGGACCAGGGACGUUGUGGAAUGGGCAGUGGUUGGAGGAGCCCAGAAGGUAACCCCUUGGGGGUCUUAGAUUGGGCACAGACUUGACAGGCUUUGACAUAGGUUGUGACAUCCUUAAGCAUUGAGGACAACCAGAAUGAAUUUUGCAGUAAGCGAAGUGUGCGGGAUAUUCCUGGAUGGCCAGAGCUAACCGAAUUGUGGACCCACUGCAUUACUCUGCAUCGUAUAUUUUGUGGAACAUAUUGUUUAUCUGGUGGGCAAUUGACAGGUGCUGGUUCUUGGAGUUGUUCCUUUUGUAUUUCCUCCAUUAUGUCCCAGGUGAUAGGGGCGAUGAAAACAGACGAGGGGAGUAUGCAUUCUGGUGUGAGGUUUUCUAGGGGAAGAUCAUACUGCCUGGAGAGAGCAUCUGCCUUACUAUUCUUACUGCCAGGGCGAUAUGUCACCGUAAACUGGAAUCGGGUGAAGAGAAGGGACCAGCAAGCUUGGCGUGGGUUUAGUCGUUUAGCACUUUUGAUAUAUUCUAGAUUUUUGUGGUCAGUGAUUACCUGAAAAGGGUGGACUGCUCCCUCUAGCCAGUGUCUCCACUGCUCAAUGGCUGCUUUCAUGGACAAAAGUUCUUUAUUCCCAACAUCAUAGUUUCUUUCCGCUGCAGUUAACUUUCUUGAGAAGAAGGCACAGGGAUACAGUUUACCAGGUUGGCUAUGGUGUUGGGAGAGCACGGCCCCGAUUCCACAGUCUGAAGCAUCCAACUCCACCACAAAUGGAAGAUUGGGGACAGGAUGUUAAAGGAUGGGGGGUGUGGUAAACCUAACCUUCAGGUCAUACACAGAACAGGCAGGCUGAAUAAUAAUGGAUAAGGCUUGGUUAGGCAGGUAAACUGGCAAUACUUCGCAAUGAGCAAACGCAAAGACUCCUGUUAAAUACUGUUCAAACAGGAAAUGAAUGUAGAAGCAGAGGGAGCGGUACACAGUCAGUACUCUCUCUGCUGGUGCGGCGUUACAGGAUGGUAUUUCAUUGAUUAGCCUAUAAAGACAUUCCCCUAUUAUAAAGGUAUAACAUAAGCCUAUACAAGCACAAAAACAUACUCAGCAAAAUAUUUAUUAUCAUUAUUGAUCAAAAAUCCUCCCAAAAUUUCCCCAGAAAUUUCAUCAACAUCACAAACCCCUAAUAAGGGUCAUCAUUUAGGUCAUUUGGCAAGUGUGUGUGUGUGUGCAUUGGUUUAACCUAUAUUGGGAAGACUAAAUGCCCCCCCCCCAAUUUUUUUUUGACAUUUCAGGCCACACAAGGAAAACAACUCAUAAGCCAUAGUUCAUUUAAUAAAGCUUUGUAAUAAUUUAUCACUUGACUUUAUGCCCUCAUUUAGAGUACACUUACUUCUAAAAGCAGCUUUACAGAAAAUGCAUGUCUACAUUACAAUUUAGCCUGACCUGUACUAUAAAUACUAUACUUUUCAACUUGAAUAGUGUUGUAUCAUGUGAUUCACAGUGAUGCUAUGGGUGUACUCACUUCUGUUGUAUACUUUGUUUGACUAAUACACUGGAAGCAAUAUUGAUGUGACGUACUGAUACAAUUCCUCACUGCUAAUCAUGAUGUUCAGUCUAUUACAAUCUGAUGUAGUAAAAAAAAAGUUGUAUGAACAUGCCCUCUGACCUUACCUCUUUUACUUUGUUAACAAAUGCUGUUUUCGUGGAGUUUCCACUAGGGUUGUAAUGGUAUUAGGAUUUUCAUGGUAUGAUAAUCAUCUCAGAAAAUAUCCCGGUUUUACGGUUAUCAUGGUAUAUAUUAAACAAUAAUUCUUAUCAGUAACAAUGACUCCUAAAAGAACAAGUUAUUUGAGUGAACAAAUCUCACUACUUCAGUAUGUAGUAGAUAAAACGGCGCCACUCAGAGACAUGCAGAAACAAGCAGAUUAUUUAUAUAGCUGUCUCUUUGCGCAUAAAUAUUCACAGACACGUAUCAUAUUUACCUUUGACUUAUCCAUCCAUCAGAUUGUGUGUUUUAUGUGACAUCCUCACACUGUAAAUUCCAUGUUCACCACUGCACCGGGAUUCCCUCUGCAUCACGGGAAUCAUACGGCCUUAAUUUAUAACUUGUUAUUAGUGCAACACACCUUCAUCUGCGUGGAGGGAUGGUGUCUGCAAAUAUGAGCGAAGAUGUUGGAUGUAUUGCCUGCUUUUGCAGCCACUGUGCAUCCACAUUUUUAUGCAAUUUGGAUCCGUCCUCAAGUACAAGCGUUCGUUUUUGUUUAUAUCCGAAGUAUUCCCAUACUGCAGAUAUUAACUUGUUUUCCGGCGGGGAUGGAGAUGAGAUAUAAUCUCUGUCUUUGUUAUUUUCUCCGCUGCACGUGUGUGUAAGCCGAGCGGAAAUAAGUUGCAUAUGCGGGGAUGAGUUUUUUUUUCGUUCAUUUUUUUUUUUUUUUAACCGUAGACAUGCAAAUGUUUGUGGUAUGAUAACCGUGCAUGUUCAAACUGUGAUAAACCGUCUUACCAGUAGAGUGUUUCUGUGGCUCAGUGGUAGAGCAUUGAGGCCAUGGGUUCACAUCCCAGGGAACACACAUACUGGUAAAAAAAUUUAGAGCCUGAAUAUACUGUAAGAUGCUUUGGAUAAAAGUGUCUGCUAAAUGCAUAUAUUUAUUAAAUUAUGUAUAAUUAAAACACUAGUUUCAAGUACAUCUGAUGUGUGA
This is a messenger RNA of Cyprinus carpio (common carp), 5556 nucleotides long. RefSeq lists its product as uncharacterized. The transcript has 2 exons. NCBI's taxonomy places the organism in Eukaryota, Metazoa, Chordata, Actinopteri, Cypriniformes, Cyprinidae. The record is from RefSeq and is a predicted model, not a curated record. Bases 826 to 1764 code for a protein of 312 amino acids.